AUGCGACGGAGGCAGCAGUGGAGUUGGGAGCCUCUCAGCUCCUCUCCCCCUCUUCUGGUUCUACACAACUCCCUCCAGCCUCUCAGCUCCUCUCCCCCUCUUCUGGUUCUACACAACUCCCUCCAGCCUCUCAGCUCCUCUCCCCCUCUUCUGGUUCUACACAACUCCCUCCAGCCUCUCAGCUCCUUGCCCUCUUCUUUGGGUCCUGCACAACACAACUCCCUCCAGCCUCUCAGCUCCUUGCCCUCUUCUUCUGGUCCUGCACAACACAACUCCCUCCAGCCUCUCAGCUCCUCGCCCUCUUCUUCUGGGCCUGCACAACACAACUCCCUCCAGCCUCUCAGCUCCUCGCCCUCUUCUUCUGGGCCUGCACAACACAACUCCCUCCAGCCUCUCAGCUCCUCGCCCUCUUCUUCUGGUCCUGCACAACACAACUCCCUCCAGCCUCUCAGCUCCUCGCCCUCUUCUUCUGGUCCUGCACAACACAACUCCCUCCAGCCUCACAGCUCCUCGCCCUCUUCUUCUGGUCCUGCACAACACAACUCCCUCCAGCCUCUCAGCUCCUCGCCCUCUUCUUCUGGUCCUGCACAACACAACUCCCUCCAGCCUCUCAGCUGA
Molecule: messenger RNA, 618 nt
Organism: Oncorhynchus gorbuscha (pink salmon)
Lineage: Eukaryota; Metazoa; Chordata; Actinopteri; Salmoniformes; Salmonidae
Product: putative protein TPRXL
Exons: 2
Coding region: 1-618 (205 amino acids)
Source: RefSeq, a predicted model, not a curated record